Ictalurus punctatus (channel catfish) is the source of this 1496-nucleotide messenger RNA. It is a transcript of the gene eif4eb, whose product is annotated as eukaryotic translation initiation factor 4eb. The record is from RefSeq and is a predicted model, not a curated record. Gene Ontology annotation, cellular component: eukaryotic translation initiation factor 4F complex; cytoplasm. Bases 135 to 785 code for a protein of 216 amino acids. The transcript is spliced from 7 exons. Lineage: Eukaryota; Metazoa; Chordata; Actinopteri; Siluriformes; Ictaluridae. Gene Ontology annotation, molecular function: translation initiation factor activity; RNA 7-methylguanosine cap binding. Gene Ontology annotation, biological process: translational initiation.
CAUACUACCGUACUAAUCAGUAUGAAGUAGUAGUACGCCGCCUAUAUGUGGGCAUACUAUCUAGUAGGGUAGUACGCGGUUUGGGACGCAGCCUGAAUGUUCCAUAUGAGGCCUGUGUGAACAAGUCAUGGAAAAUGGCGACUGCCGAGCCGGAGGUAAUAUUGAAUCCAUCGAAGAGUGAAGAGGAGAACUCAGAAGAGACGAGCCAGGAGAUUGUCAGCCCUGAGUGUUAUAUCAAACAUCCACUACAAAACAGAUGGACUUUAUGGUUCUUUAAAAAUGACAAGAGCAAAACAUGGCAAGCCAACUUGCGACUGAUUUCCAAAUUUGACACAGUAGAGGAUUUUUGGGCGCUUUAUAACCACAUUCAGCUGUCCAGUAAUUUGAUGUCUGGUUGUGACUAUUCGCUGUUCAAGGACGACAUUGAGCCCAUGUGGGAGGAUGAGAGAAAUAAGAAAGGAGGGCGCUGGCUCAUCACCCUCAACAAACAACAGAGGAAACUCGACCUGGACCGUUUUUGGCUGGAAACGAUGCUUUGCCUCAUAGGAGAAGCUUUUGAUGACUACAGUGAUGAUGUGUGCGGUGCUGUAGUCAACAUCCGAACAAAAGGAGAUAAAAUUGCUGUCUGGACAACCGAUUACGAGAACAAAGAAGCAAUAACGCACAUAGGGAGGGUCUAUAAGGAGCGGUUAGGAAUCCCUAUGAAGAUGACCAUUGGUUAUCAGUCUCAUGCUGACACAGCCACUAAGAGUGGCUCAACUACCAAGAACAAGUUCGUGGUCUGAAAUUCUGAGCCUGAUUUCUCUCUCUCUCUCUCUCUCUCUCUCUCUCUCUCUCUCUCUCUCUCUCUCUCUCUCUGUCUCUCUGUCUCUCUCUCUCUCUCUCUCUCUCUCUCUCUCUCUCUCUGUCUCUCUGUCUCUCUCUCUCUCUCUCUCUCUCUUUGUCUCUCCCCCUCUCUUUCUCAUGCACUUUGCCUUUCUGCCCUGAACCAAAGCUUCAAAUUAACAGGUUCUCACCCAGGUUCUGAGCCCCAACAGGAAUCUCUAACUCCCACAUACACCUUUAAGGAACUCACGUUACAAAGUUUGGUCAGCAUGUAAUACACGACUCAAAGUGUUAACUCAAACAUAUCAAAUCCAACUAAGCAAAAACAGCAAAGCAUUAUGAUGUAGCCUCAGAUCUUCAAUAUAUUGAUGGUCUCAUCAAAAAUGACUUGAACAAACUUGCCUAUUCAUUGUUAAACAGGACUCAGAGAUUGUAAAAUAUUUGCUGUGUUCCUUUUGAAACAAAUGUGUUGAAUUAUUUAAUGGCUGAGGAAAGGAAAUACCUGUGUUCCCUUAUCCAGCAGCUAAUGAACACACUUUUAAUUUAUUCAGAUUUUAUCUUAAAAUUUCAUGAAGGUGGUAUAAAGCCGCCCAUGUAAUCGAGCAAAUCUUCAAAAGGCUGCCUUAUUUCUUUCAGCAUUAACAUUAUUAAAUUUGGGGUUUUGCAAUUCA